AUGGCCCCUCCAAACAUAUCCUUCACUGUCAGUCUCGCCACUACAGAUAUUGCCGCCGCAGAGCGCUUCGGAACAGCUCUCGGCUUUGAAGUGAACGCAUGUUAUGACGCUAAGACAACCCUGCACCUCAAGCAUGGCGAUUCCUUCAGCAUCUUCUACGGCACCCAUUCCGUCUUUGGCAAAUUCCUCCCAUCCGGUCGCGAGAUCGCCUGCACCAAGACUUCGCACGAGACCAUUGUGACCCUCAUGGUUAACUCCAGGGAGGAAAUCGAACGGAUGCUUGCCAAACUCACAAACUCUAUCAUCCUCCUAAGAUUUGGUAUCGCCAGCGUGUAG
Molecule: messenger RNA, 336 nt
Organism: Histoplasma mississippiense
Lineage: Eukaryota; Fungi; Ascomycota; Eurotiomycetes; Onygenales; Ajellomycetaceae
Exons: 2
Coding region: 1-336 (111 amino acids)
Source: RefSeq, a predicted model, not a curated record